AUGAGUAUUUAUGAAGUGUAUUUCGAAAAGAGGAAGAACGUAAACCGAAACCAAAAAUAUACGUUGAGUUCAAAUAAAAUAAAAAAAGAUAUAUUAGACUUUUACAACACCUUGAGUCUUUUGAAGUCAGAUAAGUACUUAAAAGACAACAUCAAAAAAAUAAAUUUAUACACCAAAUUUAGGAAGCGAUUGUACAAAGAUAGGUUAAGCGUUUACGCAAAUAUCAGCAUUAAGGAGAAAAGCGAAGAUGUACCUGUUAAAGUUGUAGUUAAAGAAAAGGAAAGUAAAGAGGGGGAGGAGGAGGACAAAAAUGGGAGCACCGGUGGUACCAGCAUAACAGAUCACCAAGAAAUUUUCACCAACUUUUUAAAUUUCAAUAAAAAUAACUUUUUUUGUGUAGACGAAUUAGGACUUGACGUAAACAUUCCUCUGUUAAAAAAUAGCAACUUAGGGGCAAACAUUGUGUACCAACUUCCAAAGGUGGUGUACAUAAAUGCAUACGCAAAUGCAUACAACACGAUUAUCAAGGGGGAGUUCAACACGAUCGAUAUUUUAAAAAGGGUGAGUUUUUUCCAAUUCUUUGACAAUUUUUAUGUGAAUGCAAAUUACGACUUCAAAAAUGAGAAGGCACUUGUAAAUUUGGAGAGCAAGCUGUACGAAUACUACAAUAAAUACGGUGACAACAUAAGCUUUAACAACAAAAUAAUAAUUGAGCGCAACAACAAGAAUGACUACGAGGGCUCGGUAUGCCUCUCCCUGAAGUACAACAACAACGUUUUUACGCCCAUUUUUAAUUUCAAGGACAAAUCCUACGAGUACAUAUACGACAACCUCAGCCCCAACAGGAAGUUCAGCGUGAAGAUCGACAAAGACAGGAACGUCCACGUCAACUUCUUAUCCUUUGACAAGGUGAAUGACUCGAAUAAAUACUUUUUAUUUUUUAACUUCGUAUUUUCAAAUCCCAUGCAGUCAAUAAUAACGUUAAAGCGCGAAUUUAUUUUUUAA
Plasmodium cynomolgi strain B is the source of this 1005-nucleotide messenger RNA. RefSeq lists its product as hypothetical. The coding region runs from base 1 to 1005 and encodes 334 amino acids. The record is from RefSeq and is a predicted model, not a curated record. Lineage: Eukaryota; Apicomplexa; Aconoidasida; Haemosporida; Plasmodiidae. The transcript is spliced from 3 exons.